UUGUCAUUUUAAGGUUCGCGAAGAAAGGCAUAGAGGCUCGUAUGGUGAAGCCGUUGACAUUCGUGGCAGAAACUUUAGACAAAAGACGGAUUUUGUUCAACUGAUCGCUGAACCUCCCAACUUCUUCUUUGGUCUUUCCAAAAACUUCGCUGUCAUUCAUGUCGGAUCUCCAGCUGCUGGUAAACGGAUUGUUUGUUCAUUUUGGCCAGUAGGACUUCAUCAACACUUGUUAAUUUUUGGCUCAAAGAGGGGACUGAGUAAAUUACAGGAGUUAAACUGGGCAAAUGUAGCUGGGUGGAUGUCACGAGGUGGAUCCGAACUAGGAUCUAAGCGACAAUUGCCAACAAAUGUGGAAAAGAUAGCACAAGCUUUGAAUGAACAGAAUAUCGAAGGAAUGCUCAUUGUAGGAGGAUUUGAGGCUUUUCAUUCUGCAAAGAUACUACAGGACGCUCGAAAUAGCUAUGAAGCACUAAAUAUCCCUAUUAUUGUGAUACCAUGCUCAGUGUCAAAUAAUGUUCCUGGGACUUGCAAUGCCCUUGGUAGCGACACAGCUUUGAAUGAGAUCUGUCGCCAAGUUGAUAAUAUACAGCAAGGUUCUAGAGGAAGCAGGAAGAGAGUGCAAAUAAUUGAAACUAUGGGCGAGCGAAGUGGUUAUCUUGCCACCAUGACAGCUCUAGCGACAGGCGCUGAUAAAGUACUAGUUUUCCAGGAGAAAAUUACUGACAAAGAUGUACAGCAAAUUGUCACGGAUGCUUAUAAGAAAAUCAAGGAAGGGCUUAGUCAUUACACGAUUAUUAGAAGUGAAGGAGCUAAUGAGGAGAUGAGUUGUGAAUAUUUGAAGAAUGCAAUCAAAGCUCUUGAUACUGACAAUAAGGUGGGAACGCUUAGAUAUACCAAGUGUCGUAGAAUUUCAUUGUCCACUCGUGUCGAUAUCCUCUGCCACGCUCAAGAGGGCGGGUCACCUUCCGCUUUUGAUCGUCAAAUGGGUUUACGAAAAGCAAUCUAUGCCUUUCAAGGAUUUCUGGAUCCAAGGAAGAUGGGAGAAAAUGAUUGUUGCGUACUAGGUCUCGUUGGACGAACACUGAAGUUCACUGCCGUCUCCGAUUUACUCAAAGAAGUCUGCUUUGAACAUCGAAUCCCAUUGAAGCAAUGGUGGCUACCGCUAAUACCACUGGUUUCAGAGCUUUCAGGUAGCUGUGAUUAA
Messenger RNA from Strongylus vulgaris, 1204 nucleotides. The record is from the annotation of a GenBank genome assembly. NCBI's taxonomy places the organism in Eukaryota, Metazoa, Nematoda, Chromadorea, Rhabditida, Strongylidae.